AACCAGACUUCUUUCUUCUAUCUCCCCAUACUCUGCAAACAUCCUCGGUUGACGAUUCUUCCACCUUUUCCAUCCUUUCCAUCCUCUGCAUCCUUCCAGCAUCUCCAGAUGUCAACCAUCCCCGACGACGCGAGCACCAUCCCCCCCGAGAUGGCCGCCGCCGCCGACGACCUGAAAGCGGGGCACUUCCAGACCCUGACGAUCGAACCCCCCCACCGCAUCAUCAUCACUGACACGCUGUACGGCACGCACCAGAUCAUCGAGCCCGUCCUCCUCGACCUCCUGCAGAGCCCGGACCUGCAACGCCUGAUCGGUAUCUGCCAGCACGGCGUCACCGGCCACCUGGGCCUCCUGCCGGGAGCCGUCAAGAUCACGCGCUUCGAGCACUCGGUGGGCGCGUGCCUGCUCGUGCGGACGCAGGGCGCCACGCUCGAGGAGCAAGUGGCCGCGCUGCUGCACGACAUCAGCCACACGGUGCUCAGCCACGUCGUGGACUGGGCGCUGUCCGACGACCCGCACGAGGCGAGCUUUCACGAGGUGCACAAGGCGCGCUACCUGCAGACGACGGGCAUCCCGGCCAUCCUGGCGCGGCAUGGCAUCCCCCUGACCGUGCUGCACGAGGAGCAGUACCCGCUCGUCGAGCUGCCGGCGCCCCAUCUCUGCGCGGACCGCCUCGACUACGCCCUCCGUGACGGCCUCGCCUUCGGUAUGCUGACCCUCGACCGCGUGCGCGCGCUGCUGCGCUGUCUGCGCGCGUUUCCCUACCCGACCGCCCGCCACCGCAUCCUCGUGCUCGAGGACCGCCGCGUCGCCCUCGCCUUCGCCCGCGUCUACCUGCAGAUCGACCAGGAGGUCUGGUCCCACCCCGCCCAUGCCGACAUGUACAAGCGCACCGGCCGGCUGAUCGGGGAUCUGGUGCGCCAGGGCAAAAUGGCCGAGGAGGUGCUCUGGACGCUCUCGGAUGAGGAGUUCUGGGCGCUGUUGCUGCAGCUGGCGGAUGCCGAGGGGGCGGCGAUGUUGAAGUCGUUCGAGCGCGAUGGGCUGGUGGAGGAGCAUGGCCUGCCACUGCCCAAGAAUGCUAAGAUCAGGACCGUCGAUCCGGACGUCUGGGAGAAUGAGUACGUCCCCGCGCCGCUGUCGCAGUUGAAUCCCGAGUGGGCGGCGGAGCGUCAGGCCUACAUUGCGCGUCGCGAGGCGACACGGGCGUUGGACUAAUUGGGAGGGGGUAGGAACUUGGAAAGACUAGACUGGAUGCUUCAGGAUGAAGUACGCGUGCAUGUGGCAAUCUCUGGAUGAAAUGGUUGUUUCCCCUUGUAUCUAUCUGCAUCUUGCGUGGGCAUACACAUUGGCGCUAUAUCAGAGCUGGUUGGCAGAGACGAGGCCCUUGGUGGAAUGAGAUGACCGCAAUAAUCAGCUGCAUACGAAGUUAAUGCGCACUCA
Aspergillus uvarum CBS 121591 is the source of this 1440-nucleotide messenger RNA. RefSeq lists its product as uncharacterized. NCBI's taxonomy places the organism in Eukaryota, Fungi, Ascomycota, Eurotiomycetes, Eurotiales, Aspergillaceae. Gene Ontology annotation, molecular function: dGTPase activity. The transcript has a single exon. Gene Ontology annotation, biological process: dGTP catabolic process. Gene Ontology annotation, cellular component: nucleus. The coding region runs from base 109 to 1215 and encodes 368 amino acids. The record is from RefSeq and is a predicted model, not a curated record.